Messenger RNA from Arctia plantaginis, 345 nucleotides. Lineage: Eukaryota; Metazoa; Arthropoda; Insecta; Lepidoptera; Erebidae. The record is from the annotation of a GenBank genome assembly.
AUGCGCGAGCUCGGCCGCGGGGGCUCACUCGUGGCUGCUACCAUAGCGGCAUUACAUAAUCGAACCGCAGUCGAUGAAAAACCUCUGCCUAUCAAAUCACGAUCAACCUCCGCCGAGAUCAGAAAUGUAGUGCGUGCUAUAAGAGAAGAAAAAUUUUGUGACGAUAAAUCUCGAAGAGCGUCCUGUGUUAGUGAACGUCCCUUGUCCACUGCAUCUGAAACCUCAGAACGUGAUUCAGCGUCGGUGCAGUCCAGCGAGGAACCGCCCCCACAAGAGAGUACGUACCUAGCAAUCUGUGGACGAGUCACUGACGUAGCAUAUAAUUGGCACACUGCCAAACUUUAA